Molecule: messenger RNA, 1212 nt
Organism: Theobroma umbraticum
Lineage: Eukaryota; Viridiplantae; Streptophyta; Magnoliopsida; Malvales; Malvaceae
Product: Adenine nucleotide alpha hydrolases-like superfamily protein
Source: RefSeq, a predicted model, not a curated record
UUAUCAGAAGCAAAGGUGUUGAGAGGAAAGAAAGAAACUAAAAAUAUGUUGUAGUAGAGAAAGAAUCUGAAAUAAUAGAGGGAAAUGGUAAGGUUUUGGCAUUUGGCAGUAGAAAAGAAAAAGGAAUCCUGUCUUUCAUCAUGACAAGAACCUGACUAUUGCAAUUGUUUUUACGAAGGACUUCUCUAGUGUAAAGCCACAGAAUAGCAAGGGAUUCCCGUGACUUCAACCUGCAACAAAGAUAAAUUGUCGUGGUUUUGCAUCAUCACUGUUGCCUCCCCCUCUCCACCACUUUAACUCCUCCGUUCUGCCAUCCAUCACUGUUUUUUGACUCUCUCUCUCUCUCUCUCCUGUAUUUCUUUUUCUUUUUUAGCUUUCAGUUCAUUUUUAGGCACUGUUGGCUCUGUUACGCUCAGUCUCCUCUCAAUAUUAAAGCCCCACGACUUACCAGAAACCCCAAAGGCCCCAACUUCACCCUCCAUCUCUUUCUUUUCUCCCUGUUUGUGUUGCUACUGGCCUGCUGUUUGUAGUCCGAGAGUCUUUCUCUUAAUUACUAGUUAGUGUACUUAAGAGUCUAGCCAGCCAAUUUUGGCUAAUUCAAGUAACAGAAAAAUGCCUACUUCGGCUUCAUUUUUGAGGCAGCUUAGUGGAAAAGAAGCUUGGAAAUCCACAUCCUGGAGGUGGGGAGGGAACAGCAGAUACAACAACGUCGGUGGGAAUAGUUCUGGUAGGUUUGAGACAAGCUUAACUCAGAUGGAAGGGCUUAACAUUUAUGGCAAUGGUGUCGAUAAUGGCUUGGUGAUAAGGAAGAGAGUGAUGGUUGUAGUGGAUCAAAGCUCACAUUGUAAGCAUGCAAUGAUGUGGGCUCUUACUCAUGUAGCUAACAAGGGCGAUUUGCUUACUUUACUUCAUGUUAUUUCUCCUAACCAAAAGAGUUCCGAGUCUUCAUCUUGUUAUCCUGACCUUGCUAACUCUCUUGGGUCACUCUGCAAGGCUUGUAAACCCGAGGAGUGAAGAGUUAAGAGCGGGAGAAAAACUUGGGUUGAUCUUCCUUUUCUUCCCUUUCAGUACCUUCUCGGUGAGGGGCCAUUUUCAAAUUGUUCUUUGGUUUUUAGUGCUUUUUCUUCUUUAAACAUGUCUCUGUUACUUGCAUGUUUAAACAGUGAAGGGAGCUUUUCUCUGCCCCCCAGUUUGCCUUCUCUUUAUUUUCUU